AUCAAGAUGGUCACAUCCAUUCAUCAACUACCACCCGAAUCAUUAUCUCAUAUAUUCGCUCAUUUAUCACCCGAUGAAAUGUUACUCUCUACAUUAGUUUGUCAAACUUGGUAUAAUCUUAUUAAAGAUGAUUCGUGUUGGCAGGCAGCAUUUGAAAUUUAUUUUAAAAUCCAAUCAUCACAAGAAUUUAAUCAAACUUUACAGAAAUGGGAAACUAAUUCAAAACAAACAGAACAAGAAGAAGGACGAAUAAGAAGAUCUUCAAAUCAGUUUACAAGAAUUGAUCCAACAAGUUGGAAAAAUGAAUAUUUGAUUCGGUUUAAACUUUUAAGAAAAUGGAAGAAAUCUAAAUUAGGCACGAUAACCUAUAACCCAAGCAUAGGACCGAUCACCGAAACCCAUCUAAACCAUCAAAGCACCGAAUCCGAAUCCCCAAACUUAACGAUCACUUCCCUAAAAUCCGGUACGACCAUCCGUCUAGAUCCAUGGACCCGAAAAUUAACUUUGCCCAAACUAGAAUGUAAUCCCACCGAUCCCCCAAUUCCAGUUCAUUUAACAAACCAUCUUGAUCCGAUUUGUUUUUCUUUAAAUUCAGAGGGAAAUCAGGUCUUUUGGGGUAUGAGGAAUGGAGAGAUUAGGGUUUGUAGAUGUGAUGAAGUUUCUGGAGGUUCGAGAGUGGAUCGGAUCGGAUCGGAUGAAAGUCGUCAUACGUUGGCCAUCAAUUGUUUGAAAUCUAUUCAAGUGUUUCAAAAACCUACACCGAUUCAACUAGAACAUCAUCGUG
This is a messenger RNA of Melampsora larici-populina 98AG31, 784 nucleotides long. RefSeq lists its product as uncharacterized. Gene Ontology annotation, molecular function: protein binding. The annotation marks the transcript as partial. The transcript is spliced from 4 exons. NCBI's taxonomy places the organism in Eukaryota, Fungi, Basidiomycota, Pucciniomycetes, Pucciniales, Melampsoraceae. The record is from RefSeq and is a predicted model, not a curated record.